Molecule: messenger RNA, 946 nt
Organism: Cotesia glomerata
Lineage: Eukaryota; Metazoa; Arthropoda; Insecta; Hymenoptera; Braconidae
Exons: 2
Coding region: 196-879 (227 amino acids)
Source: RefSeq, a predicted model, not a curated record
UGGUAGUACUACUGAGCUUUCACUUGACCUUGAAUGCGUUCAACAAAUUUCCCCUUUAAUUGCAGCGCUUUCUUUGUUUUCGCGUACUAAUCCCGCGAGAGUAAGAACAAAGCUUAGUGGGCAUUGAUCAGUGUGACGCCGUUGUAUGUAUACUUUGUUAAAUUUGAGGUUAGGUCGACUUUAACCAUCAUUAAAAUGAGUGAAAAAAUUGGUAAUAAAACUUGGAAUUAUUUAAUUGGAUUUGAAAGAAGCCAAAUAAAUAAUAAUAAGCUGCCUUCGUAUCGUGACUUACUAAAUUUUUUUAUGUAUAAACAUCAGUCUUUAAAAUUAACUAUUCGAAAUAGUGCUACUAGUGUUAUUAACGAUACUGAUACUAUUCGGGCUAGUUUCAAGAUUCCAACUAUACGUCCUCAGCACAGUCUUACGAAGUUGGAAAAAUUUUAUGCCGAAUAUAUAAAAGUGAAGACACAUCACAAGAGGGAAAAAAAAUCGAAAGCACAAAAACAGAAUGUUGAAAAGUUUAACCAAAAACUAGAUAAAUUGUUCGAUAUUUCGAAUUCCACAAUGGUUAAGAAUUUGCCAAAAGAGCAGCAACAAUUUCUGAAUGAGUGUCAAAAGGGGAAAACCAAUCUUCACUCGCUCGUUACUAAUUUCUUGCCGGUGGAAACUUUUCAGAAUAAAUCUGACACUGAACAGGAGAUAACAAAUGAAGAUAAUGAGAAUAAUACAGACGAAAUUGGCAUGAAAUUAUCGCAACAUUCGAUGCCAGCAAGUUUUUGUAGUCUAUCAUCAAAUUCCAGUGGGUUGAAACGAACAUAUUCUGAUUUUGAGGAUGAACUCCCUGUACCUCCUAAAAAGAAAAAAAUCAAUAUUUUUUAAGAUUUGAUUCAACAUUUUGUGGAAAUUCAAUGCUAGGUAAACUUCAAUGAUUAAUAUCUCAGAAAAU